AUGUUAGUAGAACAAACAAACUUAUAUUUGUUUCAAAGAAGUCAGAAAAAUGGUAAACCUUAUACUCAGACUAAUAUACAAGAGUUAAAGACUUUUUUUGGUAUAAAUUUGUUGAUGGAUAUUAAACGUAUGCCAAGUUAUAGAGAUUAUUGGUUGUCGUCUCCAGAUCUCCAUGACUCGUAUAUUAGUAAUUUAAUGACAGUUAAUCGUUUUGGGUGGUUACUUUCGACAUUGCACAUAAAUAAUAAUGUACUGAUGCCAAAAAGAGGAGACAUAGGAUGUGAUAAACUUUUUAAAGUACGACAUUUUUUAACAAUAAUCAAACAAAAUUUCCAAACAUAUUAUAAUCCACACCGUAUAGUCGCAGUUGAUGAAUCAAUAAUUAAGUUUAAAAGGAGGUCCACAUUAAAACAGUAUAUGUCCAAGAAACCGAUAAAAAGGGGCUACAAAUUUUGGUUUUUGAUGGACCAAAAAAGUUACUUAUGGAAUUUUGAUAUUAAUAUUGAUAAAGUUGGUGAUGUCGUUCAAAAAUAUCUAGGAGGAAGUGUUGUAAAAAAUCUAUCAUACAAAAAAAAAACCAUUGCUUAUAUAUGGAUAACUAUUUUACAAGUGUCCCUUUAUUAA
Messenger RNA from Sipha flava (yellow sugarcane aphid), 624 nucleotides. Its product is annotated as piggyBac transposable element-derived protein 4-like. Bases 1 to 624 code for a protein of 207 amino acids. The transcript has a single exon. The record is from RefSeq and is a predicted model, not a curated record. NCBI's taxonomy places the organism in Eukaryota, Metazoa, Arthropoda, Insecta, Hemiptera, Aphididae.